AAUAGGAUCUGCAAAAACCCCAAGUCUGCUGGAACUUCCAGAAAAAGAGGACUUCUUGGGGAAUGAUAAAAUGCGGGCGAGGGCAAAAGCCACGCUUGACCGUCCAAGACGUGCAGCGUUGAUACACUGAACACACAUCCACUCUCGUAGCUUUUUCAAUCUGUUCCGCCAGAAACCAUCUAACGUUACAAUGGGCCGCGAUCGUAGCGCCUCAUUCGCCGGUGCCAUAAGCCGUCCUGAUCCCUCCUCCCCAACGGGUCCCUACUCAGCCGGCUUCGAAGUCUCCAUGGAAGAGCAGCCCCUAAAACGGAUCUCCGGGUUCGAAGACCUCGUCGCACAUCGACCGACGAAGGAGGAAUUGAAACAGAGGAAUAUCCUGAAAUCUGAUACUGUUGCGGACGGGUUGCAGGGUGUGAGGGAGGAGUUGAGGAAGAGGCGGAUUGAGGAUACGCUGAAGGAGAAGCUGGCUGCUCGGCCGGAGCCGGAAACGUUGGUGGAGCAGCAUGUUUUGCUUGCUAUUGGAGUUGCACCAUCCAUCCAGGGCGCCCAACACGAUCUACAAAAGCACAAACUCCUCGACGACCUAGAAGGAAAACUCUCCGGCCGCCCCUCAGUCGACUCUCUCAUCGACCAAAAUAUCCUCAAAACCACCUCCCUCGCACCCGCCCUCCAAAGCACGCAACAUGAUCUCGCAAAGCACUUGCUGGUAGAUUCCAUCCAGCCAAAAAUCAGCCACAGGCCAUCGGUGACGGAGUUGGUGGAUGCGAAUAUUCUGAAGGACCCGCAUGUUGCGCCGGCGUUGCAGAGCGCGCAGGUUGGGUUGGAGAGGAGCUUCGUGGCGGAUUCUUUGAGGCAUAGUUUGAGUGAGCGGCCCAAAGAGGAAGCGCUUGGCAAAAUCCUCCGUGCUGGAUGAGUCGCGGAUAUGCAGCUCGGGGGGACCUAUUGGCUUUCCGCGAUACCCAUGCUUUUAUCUCCUCGUUCGAGCGUACCCUAUCUUCUUCUUUCGGAGACUUAUCGAGAUAGGAAACUCAUCGCGUAGAAUUUUACCGGUUUAAUCUAGUUUAAUGAGAACAUAGCCCUGAUGUCCGUA
Messenger RNA from Fimicolochytrium jonesii, 1090 nucleotides. RefSeq lists its product as uncharacterized. The record is from RefSeq and is a predicted model, not a curated record. The transcript is spliced from 5 exons. The coding region runs from base 191 to 913 and encodes 240 amino acids. Lineage: Eukaryota; Fungi; Chytridiomycota; Chytridiomycetes; Spizellomycetales; Powellomycetaceae.